CCGCGCAAAUUGAAAGGUCCGGCGGUCUGUGCUGCGAUGAGCGCUGCGCUGCUUGCCUGUUCCUCGACUUCCGUGCCACAGUCUCCCCUGUACCGGACCACAUCACAGGAACUCCUGGAACCGGCUUCUGGGCCGACCUGCCAGUCCCUGUGAGACUGGAUGGAGCGGUGACAUCACUACUACCUGUCCUGGGACCGUCUCUUGAGGAUGCUUUGUGCCUCCCUCCUCUCUCCUCAUUGUGCUGAAGAAGAAACACAUACUGGAGAAUAUUUACCCAACUUAGAAGAAACAUUUAACUUGCCACUAUGGGGAUCCAAGGAUUACUGCAGUUUAUCAAAGAAGCUUCUGAACCUGUCCACGUGAGGAAGUAUAAAGGUCAGGUAGUAGCUGUGGAUACAUACUGCUGGCUUCACAAAGGAGCUGUUGCUUGUGCUGAAAAACUAGCCAAAGGGGAGCCUACCGAUAAGUAUGUAGGAUUUUGUAUGAAAUUUGUAAAUAUGUUACUGUCUCAUGGGAUCAAGCCUAUCCUGGUAUUUGAUGGAUGUACUCUACCUUCUAAAAAGGAAGUGGAGAAGUCCAGAAGAGAGAGAAGACAAGCCAAUCUUCUUAAGGGAAAGCAGCUUCUUCGUGAGGGGAAGGUCUCAGAAGCCAGAGAAUGUUUUACCCGUUCUAUCAACAUCACACAUGCUAUGGCCCACAGCGUAAUUAAAGCUGCUCGGGCUCAGGGUGUAGACUGUUUGGUGGCUCCAUACGAGGCGGAUGCGCAGCUGGCUUACCUUAACAAGGCUGGUAUUGUACAGGCUAUCAUUACAGAGGACUCUGAUCUCCUGGCCUUCGGAUGUAAAAAGGUGAUUUUAAAAAUGGACCAGUUUGGAAAUGGACUAGAAGUUGAUCAGGCUCGGCUGGGAAAGUGCAAACAGCUCGGGGAUGUAUUUACAGAGGAGAAGUUCCGCUAUAUGUGCAUUCUAUCAGGCUGUGACUAUCUCUCCUCACUGCGUGGGAUUGGAUUAGCCAAGGCCUGCAAAGUACUGAGACUAGCCAACAAUCCAGAUAUUGUAAAGGUCAUCAAGAAAAUUGGACAUUAUCUCAAGAUGAAUAUAACAGUACCAGAAGAUUACAUUGAAGGAUUUAUUCGGGCCAACAACACCUUCCUCUAUCAGUUAGUCUUUGACCCCAUCAAUAGGAAACUCAUCCCUCUGAAUGCCUAUGAAGAUGAUAUUGAUCCUGCAACACUAAGCUAUGCUGGGCGGUAUAUUGAUGAUUCUGUAGCUCUUCAAAUAGCACUCGGAAAUAAAGAUAUAAAUACUUUGGAACAAAUUGAUGACUACAAUCCAGACACUGUCAUGCCUGCCCAAUCAAGAAGUCGUAGUUGGAAUGACAAAACAUGUCAAAAGUCAUCUAAUAUUAAUAGCAUUUGGCAUAGGAAUUAUUGCCCUAGACUUGAGCUGGAUAUUGUUUCAGAUGCUUCAAGAUUAAAGGAAAAUUCAAGUACUGUGGGCAUUAAACAAGUGAUCAGUACUAAAGGGUUAAAUCUUCCAAGGAAGUCAUCCAGUAUGAAAAGACCAAGAAGUGAAGAGCUGUCAGAAACUGAUUUGUUGGCUCAGUAUUCUACUUCAUUUACAAAGAAGACCAAGAAAAAUAGUUGUGAAGGUAAUAAAUCGUUGAACUCUUCUGAACUGUGUAUGCCUGACCCGGUAGAUGAAGCUGCUACUAAAAAAAGCCUAAGUACACCACCUACAGCAAGAAACAAAUUUGCAAAAUUUUUACAGAGAAAAAAUGAAGAAAGUGGUGCAGUUGUGGUUCCAGGGACCAGAAGCAGGUUUUUUUGCAAUUCUUUGGAUCCUGUUGACUGUGUAUCAAAGAAGGAAAGCAACCAGACUCUAGAUAAACCUGCUGUCACAGAUAAAGACACCAAUGUAAAUGAAUCAGAUUGCCCAAAUGACAAGAAGUUGGUUGAUACGUGUAUAGCAGAGAAUUCAAGCGAGCAGAUUCCAGAUGAUGUGACCGUGAUUGCUGAAGAGUCUCAGUCUUCGAAGACCAGCAGAUUCACAAGGACCCUCUCCCCACCCACUUCGGGGACACUAAGGAGUUGUUUUCGUUGGUCUGGAAGUCUUGGAGAUUUUUCAAGAACACCCAGCCCCUCUCCAGGCAUAGCAUUGCAGCAGUUCCGUAGAAAGAGUGAUUCUGCUGUCUCUCUGCCUGAGAAUAGUGAAGUGUCUGAUGCAUCGCAGUUGAAGAGUGAGGAGUCAGGCGAUGAAUCUCAUCCGUCGCAUGAAGAGGCUUGGUCUUCACAGUCUCAGGAGAUCGUGGAGUCAUCACCACACAAUUUAAAUGCCUCAAAACUUUCUCAGCCUUCUAGUAAGGAUUCCGAUUCAGAGGAAUCUGAUUGCAGUUUUAAGUCACUUGAUAAUCAAGGUAAUCAGAAAUCCAAGCUACACUUAUUUCAUUUUUCAAAAAAAGACACGCUUCUAAGGAACAAGGUUCCUGGGCUGUAUAAAUCUAGUUCUGUGGAGCAUCUUUCUACAACCAAGAUCAAACCUUUAGUACCUGCCAGAGUCAGUGGGCUAAGCAAGAAGCCAGCAAGCAUCCACAAGAGGAACCAUCACAAUGCUGAGAACAAGCCAGGAUUGCAGAUAAAAAUCAAUGAACUCUGGAAAAAUUUUGGAUUUAAAAAAGAUUCUGAGAAGCUUCCUUCUUGUAAGAAGCCAGAUCCCCUGUUUCCUGUCAAAGAUAACAUCCAGCUAACUCCAGAAGCAGAAGACGAUAUAUUUAACAAUUCCGAAUGCAAGCGUGUUCAGAGAGCAAUAUUCCAGUAAACACAGGCACCUGGGAAGACUCUUACCUGCAAGAGACUCCUAUCACUUGAAGUCCUAUUUGGGUGUGAGACAAUAUCAGUCUGAUGAUUUAUUCUUAGAUCCACACCGUUUUUAUUUUUUUUAUUUUUAUUUUUUUUUAAGCCACACCCACAGCAUAUAGAGGUUCCCAGGCUAAGGGUCAAAUUGGAGUUACAGUUGCUGGCCUACAUCACAGCCACAAGCACUGCA
Messenger RNA from Phacochoerus africanus (Common warthog), 3044 nucleotides. It is a transcript of the gene EXO1, whose product is annotated as exonuclease 1. Gene Ontology annotation, biological process: mismatch repair; DNA recombination. The transcript has 15 exons. The record is from RefSeq and is a predicted model, not a curated record. The coding region runs from base 306 to 2816 and encodes 836 amino acids. Gene Ontology annotation, molecular function: DNA binding; 5'-3' DNA exonuclease activity; 5'-flap endonuclease activity. NCBI's taxonomy places the organism in Eukaryota, Metazoa, Chordata, Mammalia, Artiodactyla, Suidae. Gene Ontology annotation, cellular component: nucleus.